This is a messenger RNA of Strongylus vulgaris, 447 nucleotides long. The record is from the annotation of a GenBank genome assembly. NCBI's taxonomy places the organism in Eukaryota, Metazoa, Nematoda, Chromadorea, Rhabditida, Strongylidae.
AUGUGUGAUGAAAAAAGUUGGAUUCCAUUUUUAAUCUUCACAGGCGCAGCCUAUGGUCCCUAUGCUCCUAGACUAGGACCUUACCGUUCUGAGGGACAACACCACUCUUCUCACUCACACGAUCACCAUUCGCAUGGAGCACCGUUCCAACAACUGGAUUGGACUACUCUGCAAGCCCUACCAGAGCCAGACAGAUAUCUGUCUGCACUUGGAGUCGAAACUUAUCCGGGUAAAUUUACAUCUAUUCUUCUUUCAGACUCAGCUGCAGGCGCUCUCGUCUCAAAUGCGAGACCAGGAUGGGAAGGUGGUCAGCUAAUUUCCGACUCUCUUCCUUGUCUCUCACCUGGAAUUCAAAUCACAGCAACAGCAUGGAAAACUCAGACAGCUUCUGCAGCCGAACAGCCAAAACUCCAGGCAGAAAUUUUUCUUCUUGAAUUACUGCAUUAA